AUGUCUGACAAAAAAUUAUUUACACGGAAGGAAAUCGAAACGAGAAACUCAUCUAUAGACGCAGUAUUUGUAAUAGAUAAUGAAGUGUACGAUAUCACAAAAUUUCUGGAUGAUCAUCCAGGGGGGCAUGAGGUGUUGCUGAACGUUGCUGGCAAGGAUGCCAGUGAGGAUUUCGACGAUGUUGGACACAGCACCGAUGCGAAAGAGAUGAUGAAGAAAUUUUGCAUUGGGGAAGUCGUGGAUGAAGACAAAGUGGAGUUGAAAAAACAUAACAUCAAUUGGCAGGCUAUUGGUUCCGAGAAGAACGAUGGUAGUUUUUUGAGCUCGUGGAAAUUCCCUGUGCUUUUAGGGCUGGUGGUGACUGUGUUAUAUACAUACUUAUUCGUU
Brenthis ino (lesser marbled fritillary) is the source of this 387-nucleotide messenger RNA. NCBI's taxonomy places the organism in Eukaryota, Metazoa, Arthropoda, Insecta, Lepidoptera, Nymphalidae. The record is from the annotation of a GenBank genome assembly.